Messenger RNA from Myotis brandtii (Brandt's bat), 5054 nucleotides. RefSeq names its product NLR family, apoptosis inhibitory protein (gene NAIP). The transcript is spliced from 17 exons. The coding region runs from base 118 to 4515 and encodes 1465 amino acids. Gene Ontology annotation, biological process: pyroptotic inflammatory response; detection of bacterium; defense response to bacterium. The record is from RefSeq and is a predicted model, not a curated record. NCBI's taxonomy places the organism in Eukaryota, Metazoa, Chordata, Mammalia, Chiroptera, Vespertilionidae. Gene Ontology annotation, molecular function: cysteine-type endopeptidase inhibitor activity involved in apoptotic process; ATP binding. Gene Ontology annotation, cellular component: IPAF inflammasome complex.
AUGUUUUCUGUGUGGACUGUGAUGUUUUUGUUCAUGACUCUCUCCACUGUUGUCCUGGCUGUAUUCAUAAUAUUCCAACUCCUUCAGGUGGAAACUCAAAUUGAAUAGUAGUAACCAAUGAAGUGGGCCAAAGGAAACCACAGCCUGAACACACAUAUCACCUGUGGGAGACUUCACCCUGAAGAGAAUCCUGGAGCAGCGGGGGACUCCGAGUGCCAGGUAUGCCAGGACCAACACAGCAUUUGCACUCAGGCCGCCCAUUCUCCUUCCACUGGACAGAGACUUUGGCUAAACCUCACGAAAAUGGCCUCACAGGAGGAGGCCGCUGACCAGAGGAUUUCCCAGCAUGACGAAACUGCCUUCCCUCAGCUGUCUGCUCUUCUAGGCAUCGACAUGGUUCAGUUUGUAAAGGAAAUAGAAAAAAAGGAGCAGGAAGAUCGAGAAAAAAUGCAGAAGGGCUUUAACUCAGAAAUGCGCAGUGAAGCAAAAAGGUUAAAGACUUUUGUGACCUAUGACUCCUACAGCUCGUGGACACCACAGGAGAUGGCAGCGGCUGGGUUUUAUUUCACCGGCAUAAAAUCGGGGGUGCAGUGCUUCUGCUGUAGCUUAAUCCUGUUUUGUACCACCCUCAAGCGUCUCCCCAUAGAACACCAUAAGAAGUUCAGCCCGCACUGUGAGUUCCUUUUGGGCAAAGAUGUUGGCAACAUUGCUAAGUAUGACAUAAGAGUUAAGAAUCCAGAGAGCAAGAUGAGAGGAGACAAAGCAAAGUACCAAGAAGAGAAGGCCAGACUUGAAUCCUUCCACGAUUGGCCAUUUUAUGCCCAUGGGACAUCCCCACGGGAGCUCUCAGCAGCUGGCUUUGUCUUUACAGGGAAACGCGACACUGUGCAGUGCUUUUCCUGUGGUGGAUGUUUAGGAAAUUGGGAGGAAGGAGAUGAUCCUUGGAAGGAGCAUGCUAAGUGGUUCCCCAAAUGUGAAUUUCUUCAAAGUAAGAAGUCCUCAGAGGAAAUUGCCCAGUAUAUUCAAAGCUACAAGGGAUUUGUUGAUGUCACGGGAGAACAUUUUGUGAAUUCCUGGGUCAAGAGAGAUUUACCUAUGGCAUCAGCUUUUUGCAAUGACAGCAUCUUUGCUAAUGAAGAACUACGACUGGAGUCUUUUAAGAAAUGGCCCCAUGCAUUUCCUGGGGGCGCUGCAGCUCUGGCCAAAGCAGGUCUUUUCUACAUAGGUAUAGAGGACACCGUCCAGUGUUUUUCCUGUGGAGGAUGUAUGAACAACUGGGUGGAAGGUGAUGACCCAUUAGGAGAUCAUUCCAAAUAUUUUCCUGAUUGUCUGUUUCUCCAAAAUCUGAAGGCCUCUGCAGAAGUGAUUCCAGACCUGCAGAGCCACGAUGAGCUUUCUGAAUUGACGGAAACCAUAAGUGAAACCAGUCUUGAAGAUUCAGCAGCAGUUAGUUCUCUAGUGCCAGAGACAGCCCAGAGUGAAGCCCAGUGGUUUGAGGAGGCAAAAAGCCUGAACCAGCGACUGAAAGAAGCCUACACCGAUGCCAGUUUCCGCCGCAUGUAUAUGCUUGAGGUCUCUUCCAGUCUGGCCACAGACCACUUGCUGAGUUGUGAUCUGUCCCUUGCUUCAAAACACAUCAGCACUCCUGUGCAAAAGCCUGUACUGUUGUCUGAUGUCUUUGCCAACUUGAACUCUGUCAUGUGUGUGGAGGGUGAAGCUGGUAGUGGAAAGACAGUCCUCCUGAAGAAAAUAGCUCUUCUAUGGGCAUCAGGAUGCUGUCCCUUGUUAAACAGGUUCCAGCUGGUCUUCUAUCUCUCCCUUAACUCUACCAGACUAGACCAAGGGCUGGCCAACAUCAUUUGUGACCAACUCCUAGAGACAGAAGGAUCUGUUACUGAAAUGUCCCUAAGGAACAUCAUGCAGCAGUUAAAGAAUCAGGUGUUAUUCCUUUUGGAUGACUACAAAGAAAUGUGCUCAGUCCCUCAAGUCAUACAAAAACUGAUUCAUAAGAACCACUCAUCAAGGACCUGUUUAUUGAUUGCCGUCCGCACAAACAGGACCAAGGACAUCCGACAGUACCUACAUACGAUUCUAGAGAUCAAAGCGUUUCCCUUCUAUAAUACUGUCUACAUAUUACGGAAGUUUUUUUCUCAUGAUUUGAUCCGUCUGCAAAAGUUUAUGAUUCACUUUAAAAUGAAUGCAGAUAUGCAGGGAAUUCAGAAAACUCCUCUUUUUGUAGCAGCAGUUUGUGCUAAUUGGUUUCGAAACCCUUUUGACCGGUCCUAUGAUCAUGUGACUGUUUUCAAAUCCUAUAUAGAAUGCCUAUCCUUAAAGCACAAACUUUCAGCUGAACGUUUCAAAGCAAAUGUGUCCUCCUGUGGUAAGCUGGCCUUGAAAGGGUUUUUCUCUUCUUGCUUUGAGUUUAGUGAUGAUGACCUUGUAGAAGCAGGAGUUGACGAAGAUGAAGAUCUAACCAUGUGCCUGAUGAGUAAAUUCACAGCCCAGAGACUGAGACCAGUCUAUCAGUUUUUAGAUCCUGCAUUCCAAGAAUUUCUUGCUGGGAUGGGGCUGAUAGUACUCCUGGAUUCCGAUAGGCAAGAAGAUCAAGACUUGGGACUUUAUUAUUUGAAACAAAUCCACUCUUCCAUGAUGACUUUAAGUUCCUGUAAGAAUUUUUUGAUGUAUGUCUCCUGCUACCCUUCAACAAAGGCAGGGCCAAAAAUUGUAUCUCAUUUGCUUCAUUUGUUGGACAACAAAAAGUCAUUGGAGAAUCUAUCUGAAAAAGACGAUCUGAAGCACCAUCCGGAAGUUUCAGAGAGCGUGUGCCUAUAUAGGUCAUUGUGGCAAUUAUCUCCAGAAGAUUGCUUUUCACUGGUUUCAAAACAUUUACUGACUUUUGCUAUAAAAAUUGCUUAUCAAAGCAACACUGUUGAAGCAUGUUCUCCAUUUAUUUUGCAAUUCCUUCAAGGGAGAACCCUGACUUUGGAUAUGCUUAAUUUACCGUAUUUUUUUGACCAUCCAGAAAGCCUGCUAUUGUUGAGGAGCAUCAAAGUCUCUGUAACUGGAAACAUGAAAAUCAUGUCACCUGUAUCAGAUAGUUCAUGUCUGGAGAGAUGUUGGGACAAAUCACAGGCACCAACUAUACAACAGGACUGUGCUGCUGCCUUUGAAGAUAUGAUGGAAUGGGAGCAGAAUAUAGUUGAAAAACAGAAAGACAUGUUGAGAUUUAUGAGUAUGAUUGUCAAAGCACCACCAGACAUCAGCACUGGCUAUUGGAAACUUUCUCCAAAGCAGCACAAGAUUCCUCUUCUGGAAGUCCACGUGACUAAUAUGGAUGGUGUGGACCAAGAGACGCUCAGGGUUCUAAUGGCAGUUUUUUCAGCUUCACAGCACAUUGAACUUCACUUAAGGGGAAGCAGGGGCUUUAUUGAAAGCCUUUGCCCAGCUAUUGAGCAGUAUAAAGCUUCUUUCACCAAGUGCUCCAUAAAUGAAUCUGAGCUGAAUGCAGUAGAACAGGAAUUGCUUCUCAAUCUGCCUUCCCUGGAAUCCCUCGAAGUCUCAGGAACAACCCAGAUAACAGAUCAACUCUUUCCUAAUUUGGACAAGUUCCCAUGCCUGAAAGAAUUGUCUGUGAAUAUGGACAAAAAAAAUGUUUUUUCAGUUAUUCCUGAAGAAUUUCUAAAUCUCCACAAUAUGAAGAAAUUAUUGAUUGAAAUUUCCGCUGAGAAUGGUCCUUCUAAAAUAGUUAAAUUAAUUGAGAAUUCUCCAAACCUUAAUGUUUUCCAUCUGCAAUGUAAUUUCUUUUCGGAUUUUGAGUCUCUCUUGACUGUACUCGCUUCCUGCAAGAAACUCAAAGAAAUUAAGUUUUCUGGAGCAUUUUUUAAACCCAUCCCAUUUGUCACCAUUCUGACAAAUUUUAUUUCUCUGAAGAUAUUAGAUCUUAAAUUCCAAGAAUUUCCCGAUAAGGAAACAUCUGAAAAAUUUGCCCACACUUUAGGUUCUCUUAGCAAUCUGGAAGAAUUGAUCCUUCCUAAUGGGGAUGGGAUUCAUCAGGUGGCCAAACUGAUCAUCCAGCAGUGUCAGCAUCUUCGAUGUCUCCGAGUUCUCUCAUUUUUCAAGACUUUAAAUGAUGACAGUGUAAUGGAAAUUGCCAAAGUAGCAAUCAGUGGAGGUUUCCAGAAACUUGAGAACUUAGACCUUUCACUGAAUCACAAGAUUACAGAGGAAGGAUAUAGAAAUUUCUUUCAAGUACUGGACAACUUGCCAAACUUGCAAGAGUUGACAAUUUCCAGGCAUUACACUGAAUGUAUCAGAGUUCAGGCCACCACAGUGAAGUCUUUGAGUCAAUGUAUGUUAAGGCUGCCAAGUCUCACCACAAUCAACAUGUUAAGCUGGCUCCUGGAUGCAGAAGACAUCACACUGCUUACUUCGACAAAAGAAAAACACCCUCAAUCUAAACUCUUCAAUAUUCACUGGAAAUGGAGAUUGCCAUUCUCUCCUAUCAUCCAGAAAUAGAAGAUUUAGCUAAAAAAUGCUGAAUCAAGAAAAAUUUUGUCAACAAUUCUAAAAACCUAAUUAUCCAAAAACAUUUUAUUAAAUAUUGCAGGCAAAAUAAUAGUUAUAAAACAUGUAAGGCAUGUAAAAAAAAAAAAUAACACCCUGCAUGCCCACCAUUGAGCUUAAGAAACAUUAUUACCAGUAUCUUUGAAGUCUCUCAAUGAUCUUCCCAACUAAAGUUUAUACAUCUAACCCUCCAUAGUCCAGCAUUAGCAUCAGGUAUUCAGGCUAACUGUGGUAAAGAGAAACAAAGCUAGAAGGAGAGGGUGGAGGAACACUGAUCUAGCUAAAAGUCAGUGUGGAAGAACUCAUGUUAUAUAUGAAAUGACUAACUUAAGGACUAAAUCAGUUUCACACAGAGGUGAAACAAGAGUUCACUUUAACAGGGUACAGAUGAGUCUUUUGUGGGCCAAGAGAUAUUCCCUAAUCCAGGGGACCUCAAACUACAGCCCGCGGGCCACAUGCAAAUACAAAUAUUGUAUUUGUUCCCGUUUUGU